Messenger RNA from Parascedosporium putredinis, 840 nucleotides. NCBI's taxonomy places the organism in Eukaryota, Fungi, Ascomycota, Sordariomycetes, Microascales, Microascaceae. The record is from the annotation of a GenBank genome assembly.
AUGAUUCUCAACCCUCGCCAGUUCUCCGAGGGCUACAUCCAUGUCUAUAGGUCCCAUGAGGAUGGCCGGGAGUUGGAAUUUAUUCACCGGACAAAGGUCGAAGAGCCUCCCAGCGCGAUGCUUGCGUUUCAAGGCAAGCUCCUUGUGGCGAUUGGCAAGUCACUGCGCGUGUAUGAUCUGGGCAUGAAACAGAUGCUCAGAAAGGCGCAGGCUAACGUCUCGGCUCAUCUCAUUGUGUCCCUCGACGUUCAGCAGAACCGUAUCGUUGUGGGCGAUGUCAUGCAGGGCGUUACAUACGUCGCGUACAAGCCGGCUGCGAACAGGUUGAUACCAUUUGCAGACGACACGAUCUCGCGUUGGGUUACUUGCACCACCAUGAUCGAUUACGAGUCGAUGGCGGGAGGUGAUAAGUUUGGCAAUCUCUACAUCCUACGAUGUCCCUCGAAAGCCAGCGACGAGGCGGAUGGGGAUAGCUCUGGCGUUCACCUUCUCCAUGCACGAGACUACCUUCACGGCGCACCCAAUCGAGUUGAUCUCAUGGCGCACUUUUACACACAAGAUAUCCCCACCAGCAUCACCAAAACGAGUUUGGUUGAUGCCGACUUUUUCCAGACGUUGGAGACGCACAUGAGGAGCGAGGAUGCGCCGCUGGCUGGGAGAGACCACCUCAUCUACCGUGGGUAUUAUGUACCCGUCAAGGGGGUCAUAGACGGCGAUUUGUGCGAGCGGUAUGCGCUCCUACCAAACGACAAGAAGCAGAUGAUUGCAGGGGAACUAGACCGGUCCGUCCGGGAGAUUGAGAGGAAGAUCUCGGAUGUCCGGACCCGGUCAGCUUUCUAG